AUGUCUGACAACACCAUCCCUGAAUAUCUGCAACCCGCGCUGGCACAACUGGAAAAGGCCAGAGCCGCCCAUCUUGAGAACGCCCGCCUGAUGGAUGAGACCGUCACGGCCAUUGAACGGGCAGAGCAGGAAAAAAAUGCGCUGGCGCAGGCCGACGGAAACGACGCUGACGACUGGCGCACGGCCUUUCGUGCAGCCGGUGGU
Enterobius vermicularis (human pinworm) is the source of this 204-nucleotide messenger RNA. Lineage: Eukaryota; Metazoa; Nematoda; Chromadorea; Rhabditida; Oxyuridae. The record is from the annotation of a GenBank genome assembly.